Molecule: messenger RNA, 1734 nt
Organism: Halteromyces radiatus
Lineage: Eukaryota; Fungi; Mucoromycota; Mucoromycetes; Mucorales; Cunninghamellaceae
Exons: 7
Coding region: 32-1630 (532 amino acids)
Cellular component (GO): FACT complex; nucleus
Molecular function (GO): DNA binding; nucleosome binding; histone binding
Source: RefSeq, a predicted model, not a curated record
GUUAUCACACAACUGUCUAUAUCUAUUUAUUAUGUCGGAUCGAAAGCACGUUGAUUUUAAUUCUAUUUAUAAUGGACUCAAACCAGAUACUGGUCGAUUUAGGAUAGCCUCAAAUGGUAUAGGAUGGAAAGGAGCUGGUGGCGAUCCUAUUGUUCUUGCACCCGAUGAUCUACGAAAAUUCACAUGGAUUCGUGUAGCUCGUGGAUAUCAAUUACGUGUUUCCCUCAAAGAUAAUCAAGUACUCAAAUUUGAUGGAUUCCAUUUGGAUGAUAUGGAAGGUGUGAAGGAUGCCAUUAGAUCUUUUUAUAAGAAGGAUUUGGAAUUGAAGGAACCAAGUGUGAAGGGUUGGAAUUGGGGAAAAACCGAUUUUCAAGGAUCUAACUUGACGUUUAAUGUAUCCAAUAAACAAUUAUUUGAGUUACCUUUGGCUCAAGCUAUUGGUGCGAAUAAAGCUGGCAAAAAUGAAGUAUCUAUCAACUUUGUAGAUCCUGGACAACCUGCACCUGACGGGGUGAAUCCCAAGGAAGUGGACGAACUAAUGGAUGUCACUUUUUAUAUACCUGGAACAGUGGCAAAAGAUAGUGUCAAUAAUACUGAUGAUGAUGAUGAUGCCGAAGAAGAAGAAGCCAAUGCUGAUGCUGUGUUUUAUGACAAUGUGAAAUCAAAACUGGAAUUCAGUCAAAUGACAACCGAAAACAUUGUACAAUUUCAAGAAGUUCUCUGUCUCACUCCUCGUGGUCGUUACAAUAUCGAUAUGUAUCAAGACUUUUUACGAUUACGGGGUAAAACUUACGAUUACAAGAUUCUGUAUUCCAAUAUCAUCAAGUUGUUUUUGUUGUUGAAACCCGAUGAAGUGCAUGUUUUAUUUGUGAUCGGAUUGGAUCCUCCUUUACGUCAAGGGCAAACCAAAUAUCCAUUUUUAGUAUUCCAAUUUGUACGUGAAGAUGAAAUUGAUGUGGAUUUGAAUUUGGAUGAUGCCAAACUGGAUGAAAAAUACGAAAACAAGCUCCAAAAACAUUACGAAGCUCCUACUUAUGAAGUGGUUAGUACUAUUUUCCGUGCUUUGACAGGUAGAAGGGUAGCAGUGCCUGGUACUUAUCGAAGUCAUCAUGGUGCACAUGCUCUUAAAUGCUCUAUGAAGGCCAACGAAGGUUAUUUGUAUCCAUUGGAAAAGAGUUUUUUGUUUAUCCCUAAGCCUACGACAUUUAUUCCGUUCAAUGAAAUUGGUGUAGUGAACUUCUCUCGUGUGGGCACUCAAUCUGGUGGUAGCUCAAGAACAUUUGAUAUGAAAUUCCAUAUGAAGAGUGGUAGUGAUAUUCAGUUUUCCAGCAUCAAUCGAGAAGAAUAUUCAAGUUUGGAAGACUUUUUACGACAAAAGAACAUCAAGGUCAAGAGCGAAAAUGUACAAGAAACCAUCAUGUCUUAUGCAGAAAUUGAUGAUGAAGAUGAAGAAGAAGAUUUAGGUGAAAGCCGCAAGAAACGUAGUCGAUUGGAAGUGGAUGCUAUGGAUGAAGAAGAUGAAGAAAGUCCUGAUGAAGAUUUUGCUCCCAACGAAAGUGGUAGUGAUGUUGCCGAAGAGUAUGAUUCGGAUGUACAAGGUUCCUCGGAUGAAGAAUCGGAUGAAGAAUAAGUUAGCGAUAUUGUAUAUAGGAUGAUGUUUAUCGUUUGAUGUAUCCCCUUUCCUCUUUUGAUCAUAUACUUUGUCAAUAAAAAAAAUGAUUAUUAUUAUUAUUA